AUGGCUCGCGUUUGCAAGGCCUUCUCCUCGUCCGCUAUUGACGUUCUCUGGAGAAAUUUGGACGACUUCGAAGACCUGUUGCAUGUUUUCCCGUUCUAUCAAGACUGGGACGACCGCACUGUCUCCGAGAUUCCACCUCAUAUGUGGGAGCGAUUCCAGAUGAUGGUGUGGACGUUGCUCGAGUACCGAUCUGGUGGCCAGCCGCUACUGCCCCGCCUUCAAACUCUCACGCUGUUGAAUAUCGACCCUCAUUUUGUCCAGCCUCUGGUGCUACUCCUCACGCCAUCUCUGCGCACGCUUGUCCUAUCGUUUGGAGACUCCGAGGCCUCUGGGUGGGAUGAAGUCGCGCCAAUGGCAACACGUUCAAGCCGUAGCAUACCUACUAUCGCGGAUCUUCUCCUGCGAAUCACCGGCGACACACGACUCUCUCUUCUAACCAAUCUCCGCAUAGACCAUGGUGGUCUUCCGGAAGAUUUCCCACCGUCACACUUCGCCUCUCUUGCGCAGCUGAGCGGGCUGAAGACCCUUGACUUGCUCUACUCCGGGGUAGCUAUCGACACGGCAACUCUCCAGCUACUCUCGAAUAUCCCUUCUAUCCGUUCUCUGGACCUGGAGAUCUCUCUCGACGAAAUUACUUUCCGGGGCCCUCUCCAGCCUGGCGGGGCCGAACUCAAUAAAUUGCAUCUGUGUGGCAGCAUCGGCGAUCUCAGACGUUUCUUCGAUGCAGCCACUCUCCCCAACGUGGUCGACCUCGCACUCUCCGUGACCUCACUACCAAACAUAGGCGCCCUCAAGGACGCGUUUGACCUCAUAUGCAGCAAAAUCUCGCGCUCGGUCCACGAGCUUACUGUGUUUGUCAACCCUGUGAUCCCUUCUCCUGCAGUCUCCCUCCUAGAUAUCCUCCGCCCAUCCCUCUCCUUCCGCGACAUGAACACCUUGAAUGUCGAGUUCGACGAAUAUUUCCUCCUCAUAGACGACCAGGACGCUCUCGCCUUCGCAAGCGCAUGGCCCCUGCUUACCAGCUUCAGCUACCACUCGUACGCCGACAUUCCGAAGAACCUUCCAACUCAGACUACCGUUGCCGGCCUGCUCACGUUCGCACAACGGUGUCCGGAGCUAUGUGGCCUCGACCUGCCUCUCCUGGACGUCCGGGCCCCCUUGCCGCCCCCGCUCAGCAUACCCGCGGUGGGGCAAAAGUUCAUGCGCCACCUGCAGAUCCCGGAGUUUAUCGGAGGCGACACCGCGGACCUAGUCGACCUGGCGCUCAUCCUAGACCGCCUGUUUUCCCACUACGAAUGCGGGAGGCCGCUCGCCAUGCAGGCCAAGGUGGUACCCUUUGUUCUCGAUUGCGAGGCACGCCAUCGCCCUGUGAGGAUGACGGACCUACUGGUGGAGGCGAUGCAGGCGCAACGAAGACUGCUUGAGGACGAUGGUUCGCGCCCGGCCGCGAUCAGCGAAUAG
Messenger RNA from Trametes versicolor FP-101664 SS1, 1461 nucleotides. RefSeq lists its product as uncharacterized. The record is from RefSeq and is a predicted model, not a curated record. The transcript has 3 exons. Bases 1 to 1461 code for a protein of 486 amino acids. Lineage: Eukaryota; Fungi; Basidiomycota; Agaricomycetes; Polyporales; Polyporaceae.